Molecule: messenger RNA, 2569 nt
Organism: Chenopodium quinoa (quinoa)
Lineage: Eukaryota; Viridiplantae; Streptophyta; Magnoliopsida; Caryophyllales; Amaranthaceae
Exons: 10
Coding region: 1403-2464 (353 amino acids)
Source: RefSeq, a predicted model, not a curated record
GUUUUUGUUGAAGUUCCAGAGUCCAUGUCGUUUUACGAUACAGCUACCAUGCCAAUGAUGCUUACUGCUGUUGGGGUUGCACUUUUUGCCAAACUUCUUAUGAUGUGUGUGUUCACAAGAUUUGAGAAUUGGGACUGUUUCUGUUGGCUGGCAGUAUGAUGAGUCAAGAUCUCAAGAAUUGAUUGAGCGCAAGAUAAGGAAUGCUCCUCCUGAACAAGGGACGGUUAGGAUGCUCACCCGUGAAGAGUGGGAGGAAAUUCGAGAAGUGAGGCCCAGGACACCUUUUGAAUCAAAGCUUGCUCGACCUAAUGCACGAAUAAGGACAGGAGGUGCUGUUAGAAAGCCACUGGCAGUCUUACUGAAUAUAUGGAACUAUGUGGAGAAUCGGGGAUAGAUCAGAGAGCCAGUGAGAAAUAGAGAGGCUGCACAUGUGAGGUCCCGUGUUCGUAUAUGAUCUGGUAAUCUGGAGGAUGUGAAGGAUUGGGGAAUCGAUGUCCUUAUGGACGCUGUUACACGAGUGGAAGAAAGUGUCAAACAUAAUUAGAGGUGAUGUUUAGGCCAAAUAUCGAUCUCAGAUAAAGAGCGUACUACUUUCACUCUCAGCUCAUAAGAUUAUCAAGGAUUACCUCAAAGGUUCUUAACUCGUAAACAGGCUAUGUUAAGUUGGCUUAUUUUAAAAGGAAAGAAUCCUGUGUUCGUCCAAUUUGGAUCAUUGACUAUAGCUCUUUCCUUGAUAUUGGAUAAUUGUAUGAUUAUACUGGUACGGAGUUACGGAGUAUUACUUAUUAUUAGACCUUUUUCCAUAAGACAUGCAUGUUACAUACAUUCAUACAGAAGAAUGUUGGAAGCUGCCUUUGUUUUUAGGUCCCAUUUUAAGUGGUGACAAACUGACAACUAUUUUUCUUCGUUUCCUUGAAAAAUAAAAAUUUGCCUUCUCUCUGUGUAUCUAUACUCAUUUCACUCCAUUAAUCAAUUUUAUUUCCUUUCUUCUUGAUAAUUAUUUUAUCUUCUUAUUUGAAUCAUAAUUAUUUAACUUACCCCACAAAGGCCACAUUUAUUUUAGAAUCACAAGCUAAUUAAUCUUGGUUUGAUUAAUUUCAUUAUCAAUAGCUUUAUUUCCUUAUUGUUUGAUUUAGUUCCUAGUUAUUUGAUUUAUUUCCUUAUUAUCUGAUUCCCUUUUGCAUAUUUCUUUUUGACAAACUAGCUAUUUAAACUGACUUAUUCUCUUUGGUCUUUGUACUUCUUUUGAAUCAAAAAAAAAAAAAAAAAAAAAAAAAAAAAAAGAGAGAGAAAAAGAAAAAGGAAAAAGAAGCUAUUUAAACUGACUCAUUUACAAUCUUUUCUAAUUAACUUCAUUGUCAUUUUAAAAAUUGAAUUUAAUUCAAUUACCCAAAAUUUAGUUAUGACCUCAAAAAUGUCUAUACUAGUAUGUUAUUUUAUAGCUAGCAUUUUAAUGGGAAUUUUGUGUGGAGUACAUGGAUCAUCAUUCCAUCAACAGCAGCCUGUUCUUACCAUCAAGACUGAGAACGGCCAAGAAUUUGAUUGCGUGGAUUUUUAUAAGCAACCAACUUUUAAUAAUCCAUUGAUGAAAAAUCAUAUGCAUGAGGUAAACAUAACUUCUUUGCAAAGUCAAGAAGGGGAACCCAAGAAUUUAGCGCUCAAAAAUGGUUGUCCAUUAGGAACCGUCCCUAUUUUACGAUCAUUUUACGAUCUAAAAUCUUCAAUUGUCGAGCCUAACGAAGGAGAAAAUUGUAUUGCUUCACUUCGAACUACAGAAAUUGGAGGUAGAGUAUUUUAUGGAGCUAGUGGUUCAGUGGGCAUAUUUAAACCUGUAGUAAGUGGAACGCAAUGGUCUGCUUCUCGAAUAAAACUUCAAAGUGGAAACGAUAGUAUUGAAGCUGGUUGGAUGGUAAAUCCACCUCUAUACAGCAGCUCUGAUCCCCAUCUUUAUGCAAAAUUCACUGCUGGACCAACAGAAUGCUUAAGUUUACAAUGUCCGGGAUUUGUUCAAGUGUCCAAAAACUUUCCUUUAGGCGCUAGGCCCGAUCGCUUUACUCACAUAGGUGAUGAGACAAUAUUUUAUUGGAACAUCACUAUUGAAAAGCAUCCUGAUGACGGAAAUUGGUGGUUGUCAAUUUAUAUGGCUUCGAGUAACAUUCAGAUUGGAUUUUGGCCGAAAAGUUUGUUUACAUCAUUGGCAGAUUCGGCUGCUCAAAUUGAAUGGGGAGGCCAAAUCAACAACCCUGGUGAUAGAACUCCAGAUGAUCCUGAAAUGGGUAGUGGUAUUAAGGCAACAGAUGACUUUACAAGAAGUGCAGCGAUCUUCGACGUUAGUGUUGAUAAAGGUGUAUUAAUCCCAGGAGAAUCAGAAAUAUAUGCAGAAUGUAACGAUUAUACAGUCUAUGAUGCUGGAACUCGAGAUUUUUGGGGUCGUUUAAUUUUUUACGGAGGUCCAAAAAGUUGAGUAAUUAUUGCUCCAAAUAAGUCGAACUAGUAUCUAGCUUCAUGUAAUUUGCAGCAAACUUUAUACUGGCCUUUAAGCCCUUUAAUAUGUCUUUUUUAUUAUUUA